Messenger RNA from Thecamonas trahens ATCC 50062, 1036 nucleotides. RefSeq lists its product as uncharacterized. The record is from RefSeq and is a predicted model, not a curated record. Bases 29 to 1006 code for a protein of 325 amino acids. The transcript has 2 exons. NCBI's taxonomy places the organism in Eukaryota, Apusomonadida, Apusomonadidae.
CGACUUCUCCGGCGCGGCUGUCUUGUCUAUGAGACCUGAUGCGCUCCCUACAGUGCCUGCACCGUCGUCGUCGUCAUGGUCGUCGGCGUCGUACACAGGCUCUGGCUCAGCCGAGCUGGAGGACGUCGUUCCGCGGGUAGCACGGUCGGCACAGGCAGGCGCGGGUGAGAACAAGCCCCAGCCGCCCGAGUAUGUCGAGCCACAGCGUGACAGGUUUGGGCGGCUGGUGGGCGGGCGGUACGCGCCCAAGCACACCAGGCGCAAGUCACGGACAAUCGGAACAGCGGCGGCGGCGGGGAGAGCAUCGGCUGGCGCGAUUGGUGCAGCAGCAGGCGGUGAUGGUGGUGCCGGAGGCGUCGACGAGCCGCAGGCAAAGCGCAACAAGCGGGUGCGGCGGAGCAAGGGAGGGCGAUCGACGGCGGCGUCACGGGCGGCGGUUGCUGAGCCGGCCGAAGCCGAGCAAGUACCUGCAGUGACGCGGCGAAUGGCAGAGCCCAAAGCCAAGCUGGAUUGCGGAGACUGGAUCCGCAUCGGGGUCGCCACCACGGUGUUUGUGUUCAACCUCGUGGUCUUUAUCACCUGCUCGGCCAUUCUGUACGUCAACUACGACGAUCCAUGCGACAAAAAGAUCAACAUUGGACUGGCCCUCCUUGCCACCUGGUUUGGCAUGCUGACCUGCACUUCGUUGGGCCUCUUCUACGCCCGCAUCCGCGCCGUGAUGACCAAGACCUCGCUGCCGCCGUCGUCAUCGUCGCCGGGCGAGGCCCGAAUGACCGCCAAGGUCUACCACACGGCGUGCAUGCUCUCCACUGCCGUCGUCGCCGCCUCGAUGGUCCUUGUUGCCGGAAUCUCGUCGAUCUUUGUCUUUACCUCGUCCGAGGCCAAGUGCGACACUGGCCUCUACAACGCCGGCUACUACUACACCCUCAUCGCCUUUGGCGAGUCUGGUGCGUGGAUGCUCGCCAUGGGCUGCCUGUUUUGCUUCCACUACCUCGACACCAUGUAGCGUACUCGAUUACAAUGUGGCCUACACACC